Messenger RNA from Myzus persicae (green peach aphid), 1410 nucleotides. Its product is annotated as ribosome biogenesis protein WDR12 homolog. Gene Ontology annotation, cellular component: preribosome, large subunit precursor. The transcript has 9 exons. Gene Ontology annotation, biological process: ribosome biogenesis. NCBI's taxonomy places the organism in Eukaryota, Metazoa, Arthropoda, Insecta, Hemiptera, Aphididae. The record is from RefSeq and is a predicted model, not a curated record. The coding region runs from base 94 to 1374 and encodes 426 amino acids. Gene Ontology annotation, molecular function: protein binding.
CGUGUUAUGAUUUGUCGACAUGUUACUAUGUUAGGAAAAACCUACAACUCAAUUAUCUGUUUUCAUUAAGUUUAAUUUUUGUAAGUAUUAAUCAUGGACCGCUCAAGAAAGAAAGUCGAUUUAGGGUCUCAAAUCCAAAUAAAAUUCAUUACAAAACAAGAAAUUUAUGCUGUACCAGAAUUUCCUUUUGCUGUUGAUUCAAAAAUCCAAUGUGAAAAUUUGAACAAACUAGUGAAUGAGUUAUUGAAAGAUAAAUUAUCUGACGAUAAUGGAGUUGUGAAAAAGGUUGAUUUUGAUUUUUUGGUCAAUGGUGAAUUACUGCGCACUCCUUUGGAUAUUCAUUUGUCACACAAAAAUGUAUCUAGUGAAAGCAAUGUGGUUGUUGAAUACAUGGAAGCUACUCCUUCACCCGAACCAAUGGAUUGCCUUAUACAUGAUGACUGGGUAUCCGCUAUACAUUCUAUGGGACCUUGGAUCAUAACAGGAUGUUAUGAUAAUUCAAUUCAUAUAUGGACAAACAAAGGGAAACAUAAAACAGGUAUAUCAGGGCAUACUGGUCCUGUGAAAGCAGUACAAUGGAUAUCUGUUUCAAAUGAUUCCGCAACAUUUGUUAGUGGUUCUCAAGAUCAAUCAAUUAGAGUUUGGGAUUGGGAUAUAAAAAAAGGAACUACCAAUUGUUUACAAAUUGGCCGUGGACAUGAAAGAUCCGUUGAAUGUAUAAGUGUUAGUCCAGAUUCAACCAGAUUUGCUACUGGUGGAUGGGACACUAUGUUGAAAAUUUGGUCAUCAGAUCCAAAUUAUGAGCCUGCUGAUAAACCUGCUAAGAAACUAAAAUCCGAAACAAAAAUUAUGCCUCCAAUCAUGACAUUAAAAGGCCACAAAGAAAAUAUAUCAUCUGUUCAGUUUAUUAACAACUCUGAUCUAAUAACAGCUUCUUGGGAUCAUACUAUAAAACAUUGGGAUGGAGAGAUAGGUGGAAUCAAAACCGAAAUUGUUGGUAACAAAUCAUUUUUCAAUCAUGAUUACUCAGAUUUGAAUGGAUCUGUAAUCACGUGUUCAUCUGAUAGACAUAUUAGAUUAUAUGAUCUAAGAUCAAAAGAGGGAUCAUUAGUUAAAGGUACCUACUCUUCACACACACAAUGGGUGACCACUGUCAGAUGGUCUAAAUCAGAAGAAUAUCAGUUUGUAUCUGGUGGUUAUGAUAAUCAAAUGAAAUUGUGGGAUACUAGAAGCCCUAAAGUACCAUUGUUUGAAUUAACGGGCCACGAAGAGAAAGUGAUGUGCAGUGAUUGGUCAAAUCAAAAAUUAAUACUGUCCGGUGGAGCUGAUAAUACUGUUAGAAUUUUUAAAAAUAAAAAUGUUAAAACCGAUUAGUACAUUAAAUUUGAGUUAUUUUAACUAUUUCACUUA